AUGACGAACAAACCGUUGGAUUCACUACCUCCUACUGAAACCCUAGAGAUAGAGAAUGGAUUGUCGCUGGUGCCACGCGUUAGGCUCAAUCUCACAGUGUACUCGUCGAGCCAAGUUGUGACCAAACCCAUCGAUGAGUGGAAGAUGAAGCAGACGCUCAUAGACUUCCUAAAGAACUCGCUUUCUGUCCCCAUCACCGUCCCUGAAGAUGACCUCCAGAUCAGACGGCUCAAGGACCUCAAGAAGCGUAAGCGCGACGACCCUGUAGCUUUCGGUACCUUGUUCAUUCGCGACCUGGGGUUUCUGAACACGACCAGUAAGAGAAACGAUGGUGAGGAAGAAGAAAAGGACGUAAAGGAGUUGGAGAAGAAGUUCCUGGACUGGAGAAAGUACAUUGUUGAGAAAAUGGAUGGGAUUGAGCUCAAUAUCGAAGGGGUCAAGUACAAGCUAAACGUCGAAGUUCCGGAGUCUGAUAAUUUUGAGGCCAUGAAGAAAGCUUGGGAGGAGUUUUACGCUUUUGGAAGUCGGGGGCUUUCGACGAGAGGGAGGCAAGAGCCUGAUACCAUAAUACUGAGGGGUGCUCCGUCACGCUGGUUUGCAGAGCCCCGGGUUUCUUCGAAGCCUUCAAUGCUGGUUACCCAUACCAUCUUUUCUACAUUUGGGAAGAUAAGGAAUCUUAAUGUUGCUGAGGACGAUGGUCUAGGUAAGGACGCGAACGAAGAUGGUGGGGACUUAAUUUCAGGUCUCCAUUGUAAGAUUGUGGUUCAGUUCGAGAAAUACCAGGACUUCUACAAUACUUUCAAGGUGUUAUGUGGCCGCUCAUUCCAGAAGCAAGGAUCUCAAUUGAGGGCUGAUUAUGAGGUUACGUGGGACAAGGAUGGAUUUUUCCGAUUCUCAAGAAAUCAACCGCAUGAAAAUAGUAGCAGGAUACGGGAAAUAGUAACAACACAGCACAGAAGUGAAGCUCCAAGGCAUCGGCAACACAUCUCUCAAUUCAGUUCCAACCAAGCUCCUCGCAAGAGGUUUAAGGUUAGAAACUAA
Molecule: messenger RNA, 1041 nt
Organism: Prunus armeniaca (apricot)
Lineage: Eukaryota; Viridiplantae; Streptophyta; Magnoliopsida; Rosales; Rosaceae
Source: the annotation of a GenBank genome assembly